GUAGGGGCAUAAGUGUCAAUGACCCACUGAUUAACAGCCCUAGUAGUGAUGGCUAAAGCUUAAUUGGCCUAUGAAUUGUUAAAAUUGGCCUUUUCCUUACUGUACACAUCCUUGCAAAACCCUACCAGAAGAACGUCUCUGAUGCGUAUUUUUUGUCACUGGAUAGCUAUAAUAUCAGAGUUGUUUGCAUACAUAUUGAAUUUAGCCAGCAGUUCAGUAUGCCUGAAAACAAGCCUGUAAUUGGCCUUUCAUGGGAACCAAAGCUGCCUCAAUUAUCAUUUGGGACCAAAAAGAGCUCCAAUGAUGUGCCCGGAACCAGUGCAGUAUACAAACCUAGUUCGGAACUCGUCGACGGCCUAUUUGUUCCGCCUAAUGAUCCCAAAAAGGUGAACAAGUUUCUACGAAAACAACUCAAGGAUACAGCUGGCAAAAAUUGGUUUGAUAUGCCUGCCCCAACGAUUACUCCGGAGCUUAAAAGGGAUCUCCAGCUAUUAAAGUUAAGGGGUGCCAUGGAUCCGAAAAGACAUUACAAGAAGGGUGGCUCAAAAUCAAAAACACUACCUAAAUAUUUCCAGGUCGGCACAGUAAUAGAGCCAGCAUCUGAGUACUACUCUGGUAGACUGACUAAGAAGGAGAGAAAGACAACACUUACUGAAGAGCUACUUUCCGACCGUAAACUUGGGGAGUACCGGAAACGCAAAGUUCGCGAGAUUGAAGAACAUAAUCGUCCAGGUGGUGUGGACAAGUGGAAGAUUAGAGGUCCACAGUCAAGGCAGCGUGCAAAACAAAGGCGGCAUUGAAGCUAGAGCGUUCCAGAAGCAUCGCUUACCAUUUUUCCCAUCUGGCCAAUUGAGA
Lycium ferocissimum is the source of this 855-nucleotide messenger RNA. Its product is annotated as rRNA-processing protein fcf2-like. Bases 219 to 800 code for a protein of 193 amino acids. NCBI's taxonomy places the organism in Eukaryota, Viridiplantae, Streptophyta, Magnoliopsida, Solanales, Solanaceae. Gene Ontology annotation, biological process: RNA processing. Gene Ontology annotation, cellular component: nucleolus. The transcript has 6 exons. The record is from RefSeq and is a predicted model, not a curated record. Gene Ontology annotation, molecular function: RNA binding.